UGGACUCUCAUACUCAAUUUGCCAAAUUGUAAUUUCGCGGUAAGCUACAUAAUGUCAGAAGAACAAGUAGUUAAUAUGAUGUUCAGUGAUGAAAAGGAUGACGAUGAACCCGAACUUUCCGUUUCGACUCUAGCUGCGUUGAAUGAGUUUCUCUCAGAAAGAAAGGAAAGAGAAGAACAAUUGCGGUUAAUUGCAGAGACAGCCGAAAAAAAUGACAAAGUCCUCGAUGAAGUUGUAUUGGAAGAAGAUUGGCAAUUAAGCCAAUUCUGGUAUGAUGACCACACAUCUGCUGUUCUUGCCAAAGAAGCUUUGAGAUUAGCUGGUGCUGAAGGCAGAAUUGCAUGUUUAUCUUGCCCUACACUAUACAAAGAAUUGAGGAAGCUGAAACCAGCAUCAGUCAAAGCCCAGUUGUUUGAAUAUGAUACACGCUUUAGUGUGUAUGGAGAUGAUUUUACCUUCUAUGACUACCGUUCUCCACUUGAGGUACCAAAAGAUCUCGGAUCAGCAUUUGACAUUGUAGUCGCUGACCCACCGUUCCUCAGUGAGGAAUGUCUAACUAAAACUGCGCUGACCAUGAGAUAUCUCUCCAAAGGUCCUCUCAUCCUUUGCACAGGUAGCAUUAUGGAAGACUUAGCUGGUCGUUUGCUUCAGCUCAAGAUGUGCGCCUUCCAACCUAAACAUCGUAAUAAUCUUGCCAAUGAUUUUCGCUGUUAUGCCAACUACGACUUUGAUUUGGCCACAGUGGUUCAUGAAACGUCCUGAGGCUUUACCUUUCCAUACAAUUUUCUAACUAAUUAUUCAGAAACGCGGUGGUGCUCCAAGCAAGAUCGAAACUGAUAAUAAAAUGCGGACGACGAUGACAA
Molecule: messenger RNA, 863 nt
Organism: Daphnia carinata
Lineage: Eukaryota; Metazoa; Arthropoda; Branchiopoda; Diplostraca; Daphniidae
Product: EEF1A lysine methyltransferase 1-like
Exons: 4
Coding region: 52-762 (236 amino acids)
Biological process (GO): methylation
Molecular function (GO): protein-lysine N-methyltransferase activity; nucleic acid binding
Source: RefSeq, a predicted model, not a curated record